UUCGAUGCACAUCGCCAUGGUACGACAACAGCAAUAAAAUAGCUGUCCUUGGUACACUUAUGGUUAGAGCGCCCCGCUGGUAAACGACACGAUAAAAAUUCGAGUUUUUUGCCGAUAAACCUCAACCUUUUUCUGUCAAUUACCGCCCAGCUCGUUGUCAACAUAAGAAUGUUUUCUCUUGUUCCGCUAAAGCUUCAGAGAUUCUUUUUUGAAUUAAAGUUACGUAAUGGUAAACUGGAGGAGCCGUGUAUGUGUCUUAAUUAUCAAGUCAGCGACCUCGUGAGAUGCAGUAAUACGUGGAAUAUCGAUUGUCACCAUUCACGGACGCAUAUCGUCAGCUGGGUAGCACAAGUUGCCAGAAAUCUUGGAGGAAAACUGCAAGAUCUGGUAAUCAACUGUCACGGCAACGAUGGCUAUUUUGUUCUGGGCGCCGAAUCCUGGCAACUGGACAGCAAUGGAGAAUGCGGUUUCUUAUUGCCAUGGAAGGGCUUAAUUGGAACCAUAUGGAUAAUGUCCUGCUCCGUAGCUGCAACGGAAAAAGGUGAACACUUCAUGCGCAAGAUAGCGAAAACAGUAAAUUGUGAUGUGCUGGCUGCGGUAACUGAUCAACCCAUGACGUGUAGCGGAAAGAUGUACCCUCGCUUCGUCCGCCCACCGUAUACAGGCAGCAUCAAACUGGCAAGACCUCAUGCGGAGAAUAUCAUUGCCCGACCCAAUGCGACGGAACGCUUCCACUUUGUCGACUGUUUUUGUCAGGCUCCUGCUUACCCGCUGGAAAACUUCGUCCCAUGGACGGAAGUGAGACGAGAACUGACGAAAUCCACAACAACAUACCGGUUCGACGAUAAGAUUUCCCCGGAUGGCCGUAUGGUGUCCAUCGCGUCACCGUCAUUUGUGUGCAACUCGGGCAACCGUGUGGCGCUCUUUGCACACCAAAAGCUUGAACCUCCCGCGGAUUGGUCGCCAGAGCAGUUUAUUGAAUGGGUCGUCACCAAAGCGCAGGAAACACCGCGGGGAAAAUUUCGAACGCUGGUUUUCAACUGCGAUGCUGAUUCCACUGGGUGUAUUCGUCUUGGAGCAACGGGCUUCGACAUUAACAACGUGUAUCUUUUUACAAAGCUACGAGGGUAUGUCGAUGUCAUCAGAAUAUUGGUGGAACACUUUGCCCGCUUUGAGCACUAUGGAUCGCGGGGAUGGGAAUUUGCCGAAAGUGUUAGCUCCUAUUCAGGAUGUGUUGUUGUACUGAACAAUGAUGGCUUUAAAUCCCCCAGUGCCGAUUGUGCGGUGCACCGCUAUAUUCAUCGCUUUAUUCCAGCUAGUUUUGGAGACUACAUAUUCGUUAGUGGCAAGCUUAAGGCUUCUCCGCUUCGCUCUGAAUACCUUGUAAGGGAUCAGCUGCAAGAGUAUUUAGAGAAUCCGCAAAUGAUUGACUACCACCAGGGUAAUUUUCUCAGCAUUGGAUUCGAAGAAUAAACUAGAACCGAAUGGGAUUUUAGCCUACGAUAAACGAUGCACCUGCUUGACCGGCAAAUUCAUACUCCAUAAUAACACUUUACGAGCGUGUGUCGCCUUCCUAUAAAGAGUUUUCGUAAAGGAAUGGGAAUUUCUUUUAAUCUCAUGCAGUAUGUACCACUACUACCAUUUCGAAUAUAAUGUAACAUUGUAACCGUAAAAUCAAUGUUCCUUUUAUAGCUAUAGCUUCCGGUUUUAUAAUCUUCUGGGUGAUUAGAAAGUAAAAAAAAACUUCGAUCGGCUACAUAACAUAAAAUGACUUUAUUCUCUGAUUACCGAUUUUUUUUACUUGCGAUUG
Molecule: messenger RNA, 1810 nt
Organism: Paramacrobiotus metropolitanus
Lineage: Eukaryota; Metazoa; Tardigrada; Eutardigrada; Parachela; Macrobiotidae
Exons: 1
Coding region: 169-1473 (434 amino acids)
Source: RefSeq, a predicted model, not a curated record